AAUACCUUACAAACCUGGAGAGCGUUGACCAUUGGGAUGAUGAAGUUUCGCGCUCCGUUCUCAAGCAGAAGAUGCGAAUAUGUACCGUCUUCGAGCAUUGCCCCUUCCUCAGCAAACCUUCGUCGCCCUCGACUUCCCCGGGUUCGAUUCGAAGCACCAAAGGGUUCCAAUGACCAAAACCAAACAGUUACUCGACCGCCUAGUGGCUGUAGAGAAACUGGUUUUGCGUAUCGGGGCCCAAGUUAUGCUCAUCAAAAACCUGAAACAAGGACGUCUCGUAAACGGCUCGGUGGGAAGGGUCAUUGCGUUCGAAGAAAUAGGGAAGUCACAGUUCGAAGUAGCCAAAGAAGACAACAAUCGGAAGGACAAGGAUCGCCUACUUCAUCGUGUCGAGCUGGAGAACGCCCAAAGUACCAACCCAGAACAUAGCCAGGCUCAGGCCACCAAAUGGCCUGUUGUACAGUUUGAAAGCGGUCCGACCUUGCUUUGUGUACCCGUUUCUUUCACCGUAGAGAACAGUGCUGGACGGGUCGAAGCUCAGAGAGAUCAGGUGAGGGUGCUGGGCACCAUUCUUGAAUAACCCUAAACAAAGUGGAUCCUUAGGUACCAUUGAUCCUCGCUUGGGCACUUAGUAUCCACAAAUCCCAAGGCCAGACACUUCCCCGCGUUAAAGUCAACUUGCGG
Cantharellus anzutake is the source of this 684-nucleotide messenger RNA. RefSeq lists its product as uncharacterized. Lineage: Eukaryota; Fungi; Basidiomycota; Agaricomycetes; Cantharellales; Hydnaceae. The record is from RefSeq and is a predicted model, not a curated record. Bases 80 to 580 code for a protein of 166 amino acids. The transcript has 3 exons.